Molecule: messenger RNA, 2806 nt
Organism: Carya illinoinensis
Lineage: Eukaryota; Viridiplantae; Streptophyta; Magnoliopsida; Fagales; Juglandaceae
Product: sucrose nonfermenting 4-like protein
Exons: 13
Coding region: 926-2251 (441 amino acids)
Source: RefSeq, a predicted model, not a curated record
UUUCAUAAUUUUACUGCAAUUAUUAUCAUCAUUUGCUUACCUUUUUACUCUCUCUCUCUCAGAUUCUUCGCCCAUAGAGACUACAAAACAAUCGAAGAUCCAACAAUGUCACACCUCCUCCCUGCUUCUUUUGCUUGAUUACGGGUUUUCUCUCUCUAGUGCAAAAUUUUUGACCCCCCUUCGAAUUUCCUAUUAUUUAUACAAUAGAGCACUCUCUUGCGUUCUUUCUCUCCGCGAAGUUUCAAAUGUUCCUGAAAUUCGUUAGGUGGGAAUUAUUCGUCUUUGGUUAGGAUCGGAGCUCAAAUUAUCGAAAAAUUGGAUUGUGUUUGCUGCUUUUCGAGUGGAAUUUUGGGGUUUUAUAUUUGUGAAGCUUUUAGGGGUGACUGAUCAGAAGGUGUUGGGUUUUGUGGUUGCUGCAUGUAGAAGAUUGUGGAGCUGGUGGUGGAUUUUUCAGUGCUUAUGAGUUGAAGACUGUGACUUGGGACUGGUGGUGGAAAUUUAGGGUUUUGCAUGCUUUGGUUUUGAUUUGGUAGGCUUUGCAUGUGUAAGCCUUUAGGGGUCCUCUGCUCAGUUGGAGGAUCCCUGUUGUAAAAAGAAUUGACUUUUGAGGUGUGAUUAUUGGGGGUUCAUGAAUUCUUCGAUAAUUUAUUAUGCUGGUUGAAUUGGGUCGAUAAUCAAGUGAGGAGGUGUUGAAAUUUGCAUUCGUGGUUACACAGAUUUGGGUGGAAAUGUUUGAUUCGGUUCAGGAUGGGGGACAUGAUAGCAGUGGAGUUUUGGUACCAGUUCUGAUUCCUUGGCUAUUCGAGUGGCGUUAUGGUGGAAGAAGUGUGUCACUUUGUGGCUCUUUCACAAGUUUAUAGAUUGGAUCUGUGAUUGGAGUUUUUAUUGGAUUCCUCGUCUAAACAGGUGGUCGGAAAGUAUACCUAUGUCUCUGGCGGAGGGACGCGAUGAUGUUUUUCAAGUUGUUUGGAACUUAACAUCAGGACACCACGAGUACAAGUUUUGUGUUGAUGGACAGUGGCGAUAUGAUGAGAACCAGCCCUUUGCAGAGGGGGCUUGUGGGUUAGUAAAUACCAUCAUCAUCGCUAGGGAACCAGAUAUGAUUAAUUCUACUUCUAGUUCCCCAACACCUGGCAGAUCCAACAUGGAUGUGGAUUAUGAUAUCAUUACACCCGCGGUCUCGUUGUCACAUGGUACUUUGCAAGAAGCCAUUCCAAUGAUAUCAUCAGUUGAUUUAGAGGUCUCUCGCCACCGUGUAGCUAAUUUCUUGUCUACACAUACUGCUUAUGAGUUGCUUCCUGACUCAGGCAAGAUCAUCACCUUGGAUAUCAAUUUACCUGUGAAGCAAGCAUUUGAUAUUCUUCAUGAACAGGGACUCUCUGUGGCUCCUCUCUGGGAUUUUUGCAAGAGUCAGUUUGUUGGAGUUCUCAGUGCAUCGGACUUCAUUCUAAUUUUGAAGGAGCUUGGGAAUCAUGGAUCAAACUUGACAGAGGAACAACUUGAGAAACAUACAAUAGCAGCUUGGAAAGAGGGAAAACUACAUCUUACCAGAACAAUGGAUGGCAAUGGGGGAUCAUUUCCCCGUCGACAGCUUAUCCAUGCUGGCCCUUAUGAUUGUAUGAAAGACGUCGCUUUGAAAAUUUUACAAAACAAGGUGGCCACUGUUCCCAUUAUCCAUUCUUCACGGGAUGGUUCUUUUCCACAACUAUUACAUCUUGCUUCGUUGUCAGGGAUACUAAAAUGUAUCUACAGGUUUUUUAGACAUUCUUUAAGCUCCUUGCCCAUUCUUCAGCAACCCAUUUGUUCAAUUCCUUUGGGUACAUGGGUUCCACAAAUUGGGGAGUCGAAGCCAUUUGCAAUGUUAAGGCCAAAUGCGUCUCUUAGUGCUGCUUUAACUUUAUUAGUUCAAGCUGGAGUUAGUUCGAUACCAAUAGUGGAUGAUAAUGGCUCAUUGCUGGAUAUGUAUUCACGAAGUGAUAUCACUGCUUUGGCAAAAGAUAAAGCAUAUGCACAGAUUCGCCUUGAUGAAAUGACUAUUCACCAGGCAUUGAAACUGGGGCAAGAUGCAAAUUCUCCUUAUGACUUCAAUGGACAGAGAUUUCAGAUGUGUUUACGUUCUGACACUCUAAACGAAGUGAUGAAACGGUUGACAAGUCCUGGGGUUAGGAGACUUGUCAUUGUUGAGGCUGGCAGCAAUCGUGUGGAGGGUAUAAUUUCAUUGACUGAUGUGUUCAACUUCUUGCUAGGCUAGCUGGACUUUGUUGAUCACCAUUUCACUUGAAGGGGUUAUGGGGAAGUCCCAUUGUUUUUUGACAUCUUGUAUCUUGAGCUACUCUCUUCUUCCCAUUGUGCAAUGUCUAAUUUGUUUCUCCAAGUCGUCAUUUGACAAGCAUAGUGCAUCUGAGCCCAACCUUCUUUUUAGGAUAGAAAAUUUUAAAGAGAAAAAGAAAUAUGUAUAUUGUGAGGAUUCAAUUUUUCAUUUUCAACGCCACGGCCUAAUUACUAUCCUUGUUCGUGGCAUAGCUGCCAUGUUUGUGUCAAGUGCUAACAGAAAGCAAAGAGAAAAGAAAAAACCUGGGGUGUGGAACACCAUGAACACCAUAUGGUAUGUGUCAUACCUUGCCAUUUGGUGGGGCUGUUGUUAAAAAGCCUUGGUUGCUGAUCCUUGCUUGUAUCUAGCAAAGAAAGAGAUGUUUGCUUGUCGUUUGUGUUGUGACACUGUCGUUUGGUGGGUGCUGUGUGUGUGACAAUUUAAGUCACAGGUUUUACGUUUGUAUAAAAUUUAAGAUAGCUUGUUUAUUGCUCU